Rhinocladiella mackenziei CBS 650.93 is the source of this 843-nucleotide messenger RNA. RefSeq lists its product as uncharacterized. Gene Ontology annotation, cellular component: mitochondrion. Lineage: Eukaryota; Fungi; Ascomycota; Eurotiomycetes; Chaetothyriales; Herpotrichiellaceae. Gene Ontology annotation, biological process: fatty acid beta-oxidation. The record is from RefSeq and is a predicted model, not a curated record. The transcript has 2 exons. Gene Ontology annotation, molecular function: enoyl-CoA hydratase activity. The coding region runs from base 1 to 843 and encodes 280 amino acids.
AUGGCGUCGACAACCUUCCCACCACCACCCUCGGACCCUUCUGUGAUUCUCUCCUACCCAGCUCCCCAUGUCCUCCUGGUGACCAUCAAUCGAAUCAAACAAAUGAACUCGAUCCCCUUCCCCGUCCACUGGCACCUGCAUCGGGUCUUCGAUUGGUUCGACCGCGAACCCACACUGCGCGUGGCCAUCAUCACUGGCGCGGGGCCCAAGGCCUUCUGCGCCGGGCAGGAUCUCAUCGAGCUGGGCAAACGAGACCCCAAAGUCUUAGAGGAGAAGCCGUACCUGGGUAUGCAUCCGCCCAGCGGGUUUGCGGGCUUGAGUCGACGAUUGGGCAAGAAACCGGUCAUUGCCGCUGUUAAUGGGUUUGCGCUCGGUGGUGGGUUUGAGAUUGUUUUGAAUUGUGACAUGACCGUCGCCUCGCCGACCGCCACAUUCGGCCUCCCUGAAUCCCUCCGGGGCAUCUACGCCGGCGCCGGCGGUCUCCCCCGACUCGUCCGCAACGUUGGGCUCCCCUUAGCCUCUGAAAUCAGCAUGACCGGCCGCACGCUCUCAGCGGAAGAGGCCCUGCGCAUGAACUUGAUCAACAAAGUUAGCGCGAGUGCUGAAUCGUGCGUGCCCGAGGCCGUCGCUCUGGCCGAGAAAGUCGCCAAUAUCAGUCCGGACGCCAUUGUCGUCACGCGCGCCGCAUUGCGCGAGACCUGGGAAAAUGCUAGUGUGGAGCGCGGGUAUCAGAUUAUUGAUGAACGCUUCAAGCGUGGGCUAAUGGAGGGAGAAAACUCGAAAGAAGGACUUGCGGCAUUCAGAGAGAAGAGGAAGCCAGUUUGGAAGGCGAGUAAGCUGUAA